Molecule: messenger RNA, 1947 nt
Organism: Pantherophis guttatus
Lineage: Eukaryota; Metazoa; Chordata; Lepidosauria; Squamata; Colubridae
Gene: BAG5
Product: BAG cochaperone 5
Biological process (GO): regulation of inclusion body assembly; negative regulation of protein ubiquitination; protein stabilization
Cellular component (GO): cytoplasm; nucleus; membrane
Molecular function (GO): adenyl-nucleotide exchange factor activity; protein-folding chaperone binding
Source: RefSeq, a predicted model, not a curated record
CUCGUUCCCUCAAAUGGCGCCGGCGUUACGGAACGCCGGGAGAGCGCGCGAGCUGGGCUGGCAGCGGGAGUGUUGCAACCAGCGUGGAUCAUUUCCGAGCCACCCUUGAGUUCUGUUGAAACUGGAUGAAGAAAAAGAAUGGAUAUGGGUAACCAACAUCCAUCUAUCAAAAGGCUGCAAGAAAUACAAAAAGAAGUCAAAGAGUUUGAAUCUCAAGUAGUAGCCUUCAGUGGUUUGUCCAGUGAUAGAGCUUACAAGAAAUUAGAAAGGACUUUGACUAAACAGCUUUUUGAAAUAGAUUCGGUCGAUGCUGAAGGCAGAGGUGAUGUUCAGCAAGCCAGAAAGAGGGCUGCCCAAGAAACUGAGAAACUGCUUAAGGAACUAGAGCAGAAUGCAAACCAUCCCCAAAGGCUGGAGAUAGAAUCCAUAUUUAACGAGGCACAGGCAUUGGUGGAACAGGAAAUCACUGAUUUUUAUAAAGGAGGUAACUGUGUAACUGAGGAAUUUGAAGAAGGUUUACAGGAUAUAAUUUUUAGACUCACUCAGGUAAAAACCGGAGGAAAAAUUUCUCUGCGGAAAGCCAGAUAUCGUACCCUGACCAAAAUAUGUGCUGUUCAAGAAAUUAUAAGUCGUUGUACAAAGCAGCAGCCUUCCCUGCCAUUGUCCAGUGAUGCACAUCCUUCCGUUUCCAAAAUUAAUUCUGUCAUAGGAGAUGUGAACAAAGCAAAAGGAACUCUUAUUGCUGUAUUAAUGGGAGUAAACAAUAACGAGACCUGUAGACAUUUAUCCUGUGUACUCACAGGUCUGAUUGCUGAUCUGGAUGCCUUAGAUGUAUGUGGCCACCCAGAAAUAAGAAACUAUCGUAAAGAAGUAGUGGAAGAGAUCAAUAGAUUGCAAAAAUAUCUGGAUCUGGAAGAAGAAGCAGAUUCCACUUAUGCUUAUGACUUGGCACAAAACGGAUCCAUUAUAAAAAUAGAAGAAAUACGCAAGAACAUGAAAGAAGUUACAGCUUCCCUUUUAAAAAUAGAGAAAGCUUCAGAUUUGUAUCUAAAGUCAAAGACAGAACUGCAAGGGUUAAUUGCCCAGUUGGAUGAAAUAAGCCCAGGCAAUAAUCCCUGCAUCAGAGAAGCCAGGAGGCGAGCCGUGAUAGAAGUACAAACCCUCAUAACUUAUACUGACUUAAAAGAGGCACUUCUUAAGCAACAAAUCUUUGUAGAGCAAACAGAAACCGACGUCUCAUCAGAAAAAGCAAUUUGGAAUAUUCUUGGAAAUGUAGCUCAGAUUCAGCAAGAGGUGUUGUCUUUUGAUGGGAACAGAACUGAUAAGAACUACAUGCGACUAGAGGAGCUCCUCACCAAACAGCUUCUAGCUCUUGAUGCUAUAGAUCCUCAAGGAGAUGAGCGCUCGAAAGUAUCCAGGAAACAGGCAGUGAAGCUUGCACAGAACAUUCUUUACUAUUUGGACAUGAAAACUGAUGAAUGGGAGUACUAAAAUAAUAUUGGUCUUGUGUGCUAGAUGUUGGUUUCUCUUUUGCACUUUAUAACAGUCAGUCUCUCAUAACUACAAGACUAACAGUUCCAUCAUUUGCUCAUCUCUUUGCGGUUGAGUAAAAGUUGGAUUGGGUUAAGCAGCAACUUUUUCCUGCUCGUGCAAUCAAGCAGUGAAGGCAGUUCAUGUACCAAUUAUGUUACAAUUUUUGUCAUAGCCUGUUUUCUGUUGUUUGCAUGAUUUGUGAAGAAGACUCCCAAAACUGUAUUUCCAGCUGUUGCCUAAAGCUUUCUAUAUAAAAUUCUACACCAAGACAUAAUACAGUCUUGCAAAAUAAAAGCAAAACUAAUGAGAAAAUCCAGAGCAAAUGUCAGUCAGCCUUAAGCCAGUUUAGAUGUUUGCAGUUGUCUGGAUCAAUCCAGUCGCAAUCCAAAGGAUUAAAUGCAAAUUACUCAUGUC